AAAGCUCAUACAGGUGUCAAUAGGCAUAGUACACGUGAGCUUCUCAACACGUGUUCAGUGUACUAUACAAACAGGAGUGUUGUGUGCGUCAGAAACAUUAUAGCAAGUACAGUAUUGAGACUGAAUCAAGUUUGCACGAACUUAUAACGAAAAAUAUUCAUUAAAACAGAAAAUUCCUUCCGUGUUUGAUUUCGAAAGUGACAUAUGAAACAAUAAGGACAGUAAAUUAAAAAAAUAUAAAGUGUUGUUUCGUUUCGAUCUGCAAUAAAAUGAAUCUGCGUUUAAUAGUUGUGAUUAAUCAUUGAGCAUUGAUUCAGAAAGAAAUACGUAAUAUGAUAUUAAAGUUUGAUAAAUCGUAAAAUUUGUGUUGCAUAAAAUAUUUUCUAACAAGAAAAUUAAAAAAAAAGUUAAUUUUUUGGAAAUGAAGCGAUAUUAAUGAUAAUGACGGACAAUCGAAUUGAAUGCUGACAGCGGACUAUUGUGAAAAUAAAUGGGUUUCAUUUUUAAAAAAUACAAAUUAUCUUAUCCUCAAAAAGGUUUUACCGUUUUUGAGGAACGUAAAAUUUAAUCGCAACCAGGAUAAUAGAUGUUGGCACUAAUGAAUACUGUAAAACUUGACUUUUUGGAUAUCGCCAAUGAUAAAUUUAAAAUUAUGAAAAUAUCAAACAAUGACUUGAUCGAACAAAAGAAGAAUCGUCCUGGAAGUGAUGACGAUUCUUCGAAAACUUUGCAACUUUUACGUAUUAAAGGAUUUCCCCGAUUAUUACCUGAAGGAAUUGAAGCAUUGGUUAAUUACUGCUGUUAUCUGCAAGAAUUAUCAUUGUCUUAUUCAUUGCUUAGUGACGAAUUGCUAUUAGCUUUGAGUUCCGAAAAACAAGUGCAAUUGGAAACUCUACGAUUGGAAGUACAUCCAGAAACAAAACCACUUCCACGAGUGAGCGAUAAAGCUUGGUUUUCAUUUUCCAAUCAUUUACCGAAUAUAAAUCUUGUGCUAUUAUCUUAUAUGACGAAUGAAGACGAUCAAAGUCCGUUAUUCGCACCGUAUAUUCCUAUAACGCACUUAUAUUUUGGAGAAACUCCAUCGGAAACAACGAUAUUACAUAUCGGAUAUCAAUGCCCCCGUUUGGUUGAACUAGUGAUUGCAGCUUAUGGUUCCGGUUUACUUGAUCGUGCAUUACUCUUUGUCGCUGAACAUUGUCCACAUUUAAGUGCUGUGGCUUUGGGUGAUUGCGAAAUCACUUGCUCAGGAUUAUUGGAAUUUGUUACACUCUGUGCAAAACGUUUGCAAAUACUAUAUAUUUGGGAAACGUCAUUAAUAGAAGAUUCUGAAUUAGACAUCACAACACUAUCGAAGAAUAUAUCAUUACUUCUUGGUCGUACUUGGGUACCUGAAUACAUUCCACUAUGUUGAAACUUUAAAAAUGAUGUAAGCAAUUAAAAUAAUAAUUGAUGGUAAUUUGCGCGUAUUAAAAAUAUUUGCAUAAAUAUUUGAUAAAUUAAACUUUAUGAAUAUACGUAUUUAUCUUCUGCCAAUUUUUACAUACAGAAGAAUGUAAGAAACUAUAACUUAUAGUAUUGAUUAAUAUUAUUUAAUUGUAGAUUUUUAAUAAUUUUAAGAUAGAUCUUUCAAAAAAAAAUUUUUUUCAAUUAGAAAUUGCAUAUAUAAUUUAGAUAAGAAAUGUCUAUAUUUUUUGAUAGAUCGUAUUAUUGAAACAAUAUAAUGAUUAUAACAAGAGCGCAAGAAAAUUAUAAUUAUAGUUUAUUUUGUUGUAUCGAUUCAACGUUACUUGAUGAAUCGGAUACGAACUAUAUGUAUGAAAAAAAAGAACGCAAAAAGCCUUGUAAAAAUUGCUCGUGUCUAUUAAUACCAAAAAUAUAAACUUUAUUAGAUUAUAAUGAUCUUGUGAUAUAUAUAAAAUAAAAUAAUACCACUAUGUAUUUACCUUCGCUCAUGAUAGAUAUGUAUAAUAUACAAUAAUUGAUAUAGUCUAUAAUUGUAAUACAACAGAGUAUGUACAUUAUUUCUACAUAACACAAUAAAUGAUUGGGUAUACUUAAUAAUUAUAA
This is a messenger RNA of Apis florea (little honeybee), 2067 nucleotides long. RefSeq names its product F-box/LRR-repeat protein 3. NCBI's taxonomy places the organism in Eukaryota, Metazoa, Arthropoda, Insecta, Hymenoptera, Apidae. Gene Ontology annotation, biological process: SCF-dependent proteasomal ubiquitin-dependent protein catabolic process. Gene Ontology annotation, cellular component: SCF ubiquitin ligase complex. The record is from RefSeq and is a predicted model, not a curated record.